This is a messenger RNA of Penicillium canariense, 1413 nucleotides long. RefSeq names its product RNA-dependent ATPase RRP3 (gene rrp3). Gene Ontology annotation, molecular function: ATP binding; RNA helicase activity; nucleic acid binding. The record is from RefSeq and is a predicted model, not a curated record. The transcript has a single exon. NCBI's taxonomy places the organism in Eukaryota, Fungi, Ascomycota, Eurotiomycetes, Eurotiales, Aspergillaceae. Bases 1 to 1413 code for a protein of 470 amino acids.
AUGCCAGCUAUAAAGAAGCGCAAGGUUGCCGACGAGGCGCCUGCACCUGCAGAUGAUAGCGAUGCCAGCUCUGUGAGCUCCCAGUCUGGAGCUGAGGCCACCAACCCCGACGAGACUGCCGCCGACGAGAAGCCCGCCGCCGCUCCCAAGACAUUCAAAGAGUUGGGGGUCAUCGAUUCGCUAUGCCAGGCUUGCGAGAGUCUAGGAUACAAGGCUCCUACCGCAAUUCAAGCGGAAGCAAUUCCAUUAGCUCUCACAGGCCGUGAUCUGAUCGGUUUGGCCGAAACAGGUUCAGGAAAAACUGCUGCGUUCGCCUUGCCCAUCCUGCAAAGCCUGAUGGAUGCGCCGCAGGCGUUCUUCGGUCUUGUCCUGGCGCCAACUCGCGAGCUGGCAUAUCAGAUCUCCAAGUCUUUUGAAUCGUUGGGAUCUACUAUCAACGUCCGGACCACAGUCAUCGUCGGAGGCAUGGAUAUGGUUCCCCAGUCCAUCGCCCUAGGAAAGAAGCCGCACAUCAUCGUUGCGACUCCGGGUCGACUGCUCGACCAUCUCGAGAACACAAAGGGAUUCUCCCUCCGGGGUUUAAAGUAUCUGGUUAUGGACGAGGCCGACCGUCUGCUAGACAUGGAUUUUGGACCCCUCCUCGAUCGGAUUCUCCGGGUCCUUCCCAAGGAGCGUCGUACAUUUCUUUUCUCCGCGACUCUCAGCUCGAAAGUCGAGUCACUACAGCGCGCUUCUCUUUCUAACCCGCUCCGUGUUUCCGUCAGCUCGAGCAAGUACCAGACCGUGUCGACCCUUCAACAAUAUUUCCUUCUCAGGCCGCAUAAGCACAAGGAUGUCUACCUGGUGUAUCUACUGAACGAGUUCAUUGGCCAAUCGGCCAUCAUUUUCACGCGCACUGUCCAUGAGACUCAGCGCGUUGCCUUCCUCCUCCGCUCCCUUGGCUUUGGCGCGAUUCCUCUUCACGGCCAACUUUCACAAUCGUCGCGACUCGGGGCUUUGGCCAAGUUCCGCUCCCGCAGCCGAGAAAUCCUUGUCGCCACGGACGUUGCCGCUCGCGGUCUUGAUAUCCCCUCCGUUGACGUCGUUUUGAACUUUGACUUGCCCACGGAUAGCAAAACCUACAUUCACCGCGUCGGGCGUACCGCUCGAGCAGGAAAAUCCGGUGUUGCCAUUAGCUUUGUGACGCAGUAUGAUGUGGAGAUCUGGCAGCGAAUCGAGGGCGCUUUGAGCCGCCAGCUUCCGGAGUACGAUGCCGCGAAGGACGAGGUUAUGGUGCUCGCUGAGAGAGUAGGCGAGGCCCAGCGCGCGUCGAUCAUGGAGAUGAAAGCCUUUGACGAGAAGAAGGGAACUAAGGGGAAGAGGUUUGGAAAGGGCAAGCGCUCUCGUGACGAGAUGGAUCAGGAGGAGGGUUAA